GAUGAAUUAAGCAAAACGGAUAAGUUGUAAUCGACACAAGUAUCCCUGUAUUAUACUUCAUAUAUACAACUGCUUUGGCUGUUAGAUAUAGUUUCCGAUAGUUGCAAAAACAUGAGUUCAGAGGAUAAAACACCAGAGGUUGAACAACAAAAGAAGCAAGAGCCAGAAGGAGAAGUUAGUGGGUUAGUAUUGGAAAACUAUUCCUUCACCACUGCUGCUGCUAUUGUCGGUUAUGUCGACCGUAAAGUGUGUGUAAUGAUGACCGAUGGACGUCAACUGUUUGGGGUCCUGAGAGUAUUUGACCAAUACGGAAGUAUUGUCAUCCAAGAUACCUUUGAGAGAAUAUACCUCCCUGAUAACCGUUAUGGUGAGGAGUACAUUGGUGACUUACUAAUCCGUGGUGAGAAUUUGUUGAUGAUCGGGGAUUUGGACAUUGACAAAGAGGAUGAACCAAUUGAUAAACUUGAGAGAAUACCAUUUGAUGAUGCCAAAAGAGAGCAGAAACAGAUAAGUGUAAACGCUGUUAAGAUUC
This is a messenger RNA of Williopsis jadinii, 532 nucleotides long. It is a transcript of the gene LSM1, whose product is annotated as Lsm1p. Gene Ontology annotation, biological process: deadenylation-dependent decapping of nuclear-transcribed mRNA. The transcript has 2 exons. Gene Ontology annotation, cellular component: P-body; Lsm1-7-Pat1 complex. The annotation marks the transcript as partial. NCBI's taxonomy places the organism in Eukaryota, Fungi, Ascomycota, Saccharomycetes, Phaffomycetales, Wickerhamomycetaceae. Gene Ontology annotation, molecular function: RNA cap binding. The record is from RefSeq and is a predicted model, not a curated record.